Sitodiplosis mosellana (orange wheat blossom midge) is the source of this 2546-nucleotide messenger RNA. Its product is annotated as sentrin-specific protease 6-like. Gene Ontology annotation, biological process: protein desumoylation. Gene Ontology annotation, cellular component: nucleus; cytoplasm. Lineage: Eukaryota; Metazoa; Arthropoda; Insecta; Diptera; Cecidomyiidae. The record is from RefSeq and is a predicted model, not a curated record. The transcript has 5 exons. Gene Ontology annotation, molecular function: SUMO-specific endopeptidase activity. The coding region runs from base 665 to 2047 and encodes 460 amino acids.
UGAGAACCAGUUUGACAGUGACAGCUAACGAGAUUGUAUUCGAAAACGAUUUCGUUUCAUUUACGUGGAGAGAAUGUUCGUUUGAAUUUUUAGAUUUAAGUUAAAUCAUUUUCAAACUGGAAUCAAAGCAAUGAGGAAAAAAUCAUUUUCCGAAAAAAAUUACUUUGGAUAAAAAUUAGACGUGAAAUUAACAAGCCCAGAUUGUCUAACUCAAGUGAAGACUUUUGGUUUUUUUUAUCAAUUUUUAUCCAUAAAAUUCAUUUGAUUCUUCAUUUUUAUUCAAAUCCAAGAACUGCCCUUGUAUAAACCCAGAAAUUUUAUUGCUGUUCGCCACUUUUCUGCCUUAAAAUCUCAAAAAAAAAUUUCAAUUCAAAAUCCAAUUCUUCCCUUUGUACUAACAACUGAGUCGGUUCAGUUUCAACGUAUUGGCGCGAAGUAUAUUCAAAGUCGUGCGUAGUGUCAUGUCCUAACCUUAAAAUAGGUAACAUUCAAUCGCAAUUUCAGCAACAACAAUCAAACACAAACGCAUCUCAGUUGGCGGCAAAUGGUUUGUGCCAAACAAUGUGAGUUAUUUUGUUGUCAUUCGCAUUAGAAUCGAAACAACGGAAGAAUAUUAAACAUAAGCGCGGAAAAGUUGUGAAUUUCAUGAAAACAUUGCCGUGAAAUGGCUGUUGAAUUGAUUAAGUUCGAGGCGACUCGUAUUGUGUUCGGGGGAAUUGCUACCAAACCGACGGAACGCGUCAGCUUGCACGACAAAUGUCUACGGAUUGUGAUGCCGAGUCCUGCGAAUCCCGAGGAAAAUGUCACAUUGAUCAUUGAAAAGAAGCACAUUGUCAAGCUCGUUUGCAAUUUCGAAGAAGAAGCCAUUCUGGUGUUUCACGUUCAAACGGAAUGCAUUGAAAAUCUACGGAGCCUGUACGAGGAAAGCACAUCACCAAUGCAAAAUUGGAUUGUCAUGGAAACUGAACCGCUAGACGAUGUCAUCAAAGGGAAGCUCAAGCAAUUUUUCUCGAUUUAUGAUGAGAUUCCUCGUGAUGGUGUUCGGCUUUUUGCAAAAAUAAAGAUGAAACCAAGAGCUGUGAAAGUGGAAAAGAAGCGUAAUCCGUUGAAAAAGCAACUGAGCAAGAAUAACAACAACGAGAGCAAUAUUGAUCACAUUGUGUCGUAUCCAUCGAGUGGUGCCGGUGCUAUUUCGAUCACAGUGCCCGAUUUUCAGUGUUUGGCCGUCGAUGAAUUUUUGAACGAUGUGAUUAUCAACUUUUAUCUUCAGUACAUAGCACGAGAGGUGCUAACACCGGAGCAAGAAGCAAAGACCCACAUUUUCAAUACGUUCUUUUACGAAGCGUUGUCGGCAAGACCGACGAGCGAUUCAACUUCAAACUUUAGGAAUCGUGCCCAUAGGCGUCAUGAGCGUGUUGAAAAAUGGACGAAAAAUGUGAAUCUGUUCGAAAAGGAUUUCGUCAUAGUGCCGAUCAAUCAAAGCAAGCACUGGUUUUUGGCCAUCAUUUGCUUUCCUGGAUUGAAAGAGCCGGAGACAAACGGAGCCGCACGCAAGUCGAGCACGACAAAAUCAACCAAACGUACCAAGGCCAAAGCAUCUUCGAGCGAUGAAGAGGCGAACGAUGACGAAAAUGCUACGACCAAAAGAUCAUGCAUUUUGAUAUUCGAUUCAAUGUCGUCGGGUGUAGACCGCAAAGUAAUUUCGGUUCUUCGUGAAUACUUAGCGUGCGAAUACAAAGUCAAGGUGACAAAUGGCGAUGAUAAAACAUUCGAUGCAACGGCUAUGCCCGGACAUCACGUUAGAGUUCCACGACAGACCAAUUGUUCCGAUUGUGGCCUGUUCAUGCUGCAAUACAUCGAACAAUUCUUCAAGGAUCCGAUAGAAGACUUCGCGAUUCCCAUAAAAAACUUGGACAAUUGGUUCGAUCCAGAGGUCGUAACGAACAAACGUAGAGACAUUGUCCAACUGAUCAAAGACCAAAUGACGCGAAGUGUCGGCCGAUGCAAUAUGUCGAUUGAAGAUCUACCGAACAUUGAAUUGCCCUAAAUGAAAUCAAAUCGCGACGAAUGAUAAACAGAAUCAUAAGCGAUUCGCACUUUUCCUACGGCAUCGUCUUCAACGGUACAAGUAUUGCUGUGAAAUAGAACUUUCUCGCGUAAUAAGUGAAAAAAAAUGUAAUUUUUGCAUUGACGAUAGAGCGUUGUAAUUUAAUUUGAAGCGAAACAAAUCUGAAAUGGUACAAACAGUGUAAAUUUUAAGGACCACUUGUUAUAUUUUUCCGUUAAGACACUAAAUUUUAUUGUUUAAUCAUAGUCCAGUUGUCAGCAUUAAUAUUGGUACAAUCUUUUGCAACAAUUCAGACCAAUUGGUAGAAACAAACCGACAUUGAGUCAAAUUGAUUAAAACCGCAAAACGAUUAUUGCAAAUAAUUAUACCUUUUUCGAUAAAUUUCGUUAUUUUUGUUAAAACAAGUGAUUUAAAUGGUGAAAAAAUUGAUACUCAAACUCGAUAUAUGAAUAAAAUCGAUAUAUUUUUUCAAUAAAAA